UGCCUUCCCAACUCCACUGCCACUUGAUGCAAACGUACUUGUUUUAUCCUCGUAUGGGUCUUUGAACAUUUCCAGGUGGGAAGUCAGGACUGAACAAACAAACGAAAUUACGUGGCACCCAAAAAUAGCAGGCGCUAGAAGGCGUGAAGCUAAGGCAAACAGAACAGAAACAGGGACAGCGUUUGUACAUAAGAGUGGCAACUUGUUGGAUCAAUCGCACAAAUCCAUGAGAACUUCCACCAUGAUCUCGUUAUGCUACUCAUCAACGUUCAAAGCUUUCCCAUCAUCGCUUUAUUCUCUCACCUCCGAUUUCUUCCCUCUCCAACCCAAAUCCCGCAACUUCGUUUCCCUCAAGGAAUCAUCAUUUCCCGGGAAUUCAAUCUCCACCAAGCGACGAAGUCUCUGCGUGGUUUCCGGCUCCAAAUCGGACAAUGGGUUCCAGGAAUCUUCCUUUCAGGGAGCUGAAUCAUUCUUUAGGAGCGUGCUGGCAAGUAUGGAAACGGUGUACUUAAACAGGAACCCCACAGCGAAAGCAAUCUUGGAGCUUGUUCAGUCUGUGGACGGUGAACAAAUUUGCUAUGAUCAUCUUGCAUUUAGGACAUUUGGGGUGAACGGUUAUGGUAUUGACUCGAUGGCUAAAUUUUUCCUUGAUUUUGGCUAUACACCACGGGAGGAGUUGAGGUUUCCUGCUAAGAAAUUGAAAGCAUUGUGGUUUUCUCCUCCUAGUGUUUCCCUUCUUGAUGAUGGUAGCGGUGUCAAUGGGCCUUUGCCAAGAGUUUUUAUCUCAGAGCUUCUUGUAGAUCAGAUGGGUACACAAACUCAGGAUAUAAUUAGGAAAUACACUGAAAUAUCUAGUGGUGGAAAUAAGCACGCAGCUCUUGCAAGUGCAAUCGGAUCUCUAACAUGGGGAAAACCCAUAUAUUCUGAAUUCCAACAAUUGGCAAGGGAAAGUGAAUAUGCUGCAUGGACCCUUGUCAAUGGGUACGCACUGAACCAUGCUACUAUUUCGACUCAUCGACUAAAAUCUCACUUGAGAAAUAUCAAAAGUCUAAAUCAGUUUAUUGAAGACAAUGGAUUCAAGUUGAAUUCCGAAGGGGGAGUUCUGAAAGUGAGCCCUGACGGCCUUCUGCAGCAAAGUUCAACUGUAGCAGAUUCGGUUUCUUUCCAAUUUUCUGACGGCAUCACUGAUUUAGUUCCCUGUUCAUACAUUGAGUUUGCUGAACGUUUGGUGCUACCUCAGUAUACAAAUAUACCUGAGAGAGAGGUUAAAGAGUUCCACAGGAGAGAUGGAUUCGAGGUUGGCAAUGCUGACAAGAUCUUUGAGAGCACAUCCAAGGAGCAGCUGACCAGGAAAGCUGCAUGAGAUGCAAAACCAACUUCUUGCUGGAGGUUCCAUCAAAGGUGGCCUUCGAGUCUGAGAUGUUAAUGAAUACCAUAUAUUUUCCCAAGUUCAAAAGGUUGAAUCAUGUACCGUUGGUUUGCUUCUGAUAAUAAGGAGGACAGUAAGUUUGUAAAUUGAAUGGUUUCCUUUCGAACUGUAUAGAGCCUAUGUAAGCGCCUAUGCAAGGCUUUCGCAUCGUCA
Messenger RNA from Corylus avellana, 1582 nucleotides. RefSeq names its product plant/protein. Gene Ontology annotation, molecular function: oxidoreductase activity. Lineage: Eukaryota; Viridiplantae; Streptophyta; Magnoliopsida; Fagales; Betulaceae. The record is from RefSeq and is a predicted model, not a curated record.